This is a messenger RNA of Nematolebias whitei (Rio pearlfish), 483 nucleotides long. Its product is annotated as galactose-specific lectin nattectin-like. Gene Ontology annotation, molecular function: signaling receptor activity. The coding region runs from base 1 to 483 and encodes 160 amino acids. The transcript is spliced from 5 exons. NCBI's taxonomy places the organism in Eukaryota, Metazoa, Chordata, Actinopteri, Cyprinodontiformes, Rivulidae. The record is from RefSeq and is a predicted model, not a curated record.
AUGAAGAUCUGGACUUCUCUGCUGCUUCUUGGUGCCUUCAUGGCUCUGAGUCAGGCUGCAGCAGAGGAUGGUGUGGUGAUGAGUUCUGGAUCUUGUCCUUCUCACUGGUCCAAGUUCAAAGGCCGCUGCUUCCGCUACUUUCCAACAGCUACAAGUUGGGCCAGAGCCGAGAGAAACUGCUUGUCCAUGAAAGCUCACCUAGCAUCAGUCCAUAACUUUGAGGAGCACAAGGAGAUCAUGAGGCUCAUAAAUGCUGCUGGUCGGUCUUCUGACGUGUGGAUAGGAGGAUCUGAUGCUGAAGAGGAAGGCUUUUGGUUGUGGAGUGAUGGAAGCUAUUUCCAGUACACACACUGGUGUAGUGGUGAACCCAACAAUUACAAGAAGAACCAGCACUGCUUGCAAACACACUUUGGAGGAUCCAAGUGCUGGGAUGACGUUCAUUGUACCGAGCUUCGGCCUUUUGUUUGUGCCAUAAACCUCUGA